This is a messenger RNA of Pocillopora damicornis (cauliflower coral), 2202 nucleotides long. RefSeq lists its product as uncharacterized. The record is from RefSeq and is a predicted model, not a curated record. NCBI's taxonomy places the organism in Eukaryota, Metazoa, Cnidaria, Anthozoa, Scleractinia, Pocilloporidae.
AGAGAAAAUAUUGUAAUAUAAGAUCUUCAGAAGUCUUUGAUUAUGACAUCCCAACAAAGAAGCGAAAGCGCACAGAGUUUAAAGAGGGUUGUAGAUUACCUGCACUUGUACCUUACAAGGAGCUGAUGAAAUUUAUAGAGGUACAAGAUAUUGGAAAACUUCAUAGCAUACCGCAGGCUACUGCUGAGAGUGACGUAGAAAAGGAAAACGAAGAAGUUGAUGGCAACUUACUGCCAGUGAUCCCUGGGUAUUAUAUUGACCUUAAAGAGCGUUUACUCCAAAUGGCAGACCUCUACCUUCACAUAGAUAGCCAUAUACCUAAUUUUCUUACAUGGUUUGGUAAACAGAAGGGUCAUUUUUUAGUAGCAAUGGGUGCAGAUGGUGCCCCUUUUGGUAAGGCUAAUGAGGCUUGUGCAUGGCUUGUUUCAUUUUUGAAUGUUUCAGAAAGAGUUGCCUCACCAGAUGAUAAUUUUUUGAUUUGUGGUGCCAACUGUAAAGAAGAUCACCCUGCCAUGGUAGAAUAUGGGAAACAACUUAGAUCAGAGAUGGCCACGAUUGCAAGUCAAACUUUUUCAGUAAAAAAUCAGCAGGUUAAGUUUGAAUUUAAACUUGUUCUAUCAGAUAUGAAGUGGCUAGCAAAAUUUUCUGGAGAACUGAGCAAUGCUGCUAAAUACCCAUGUUCUUUUGCAAAUGUGCAACUUAGUGAAUUACAGGAAAGAGGGCAAAGCUUGAGUAACAAUCCUCAAAGUAAGUGGAGGCCAUGGGAAUAUAAAUUCAGGGAAGAAGUUGCCAAAAAGGUGACACAAUUUAAAGAAAAACAGGCAAGGCCAAUUAAUGCUGCUCAAGAGCAGACAUUGCGUACCAAAGUAUGCAACCACAUAGCAAGCCUUAAAUCUAGACAAGAAUUUGAGCCAAUUCUUGGUCCAGUUAUUCAAAAUGCAAAAUGUGAUAAUCUUCAUGUGGGAAAUAAUUGUUGGGGGCAUUGGCAUAAGUUGCUUUUCACCCAUGUUUUGGCUAAAGCAAAGAUUCCCACCAGUACAAAGUCUGUUUUUCAAUUGCCAGAAGAUAACUCAUUGCGUAAGCAUUUGAAGGCUCUCCGGUUUAAAUUAAAGUGCAAGAAGAUGUAUAAUAAGAUUUUGCAAUGGUUUAAAGAGAAACGAAAGACAUCUCCUUUUGAAUUUCGGUUCACUGGGGAGGAAACUAAGAAAUUUUGUGAUGGCUUUAUGUAUCUUGUUGAAGCUCAAAUUGAGGAGGGUGACAUUGAGCAAGCCAAGAGCUUUUUUGUGUUAUCUCUUGGGAGAAUGGGUCUUCACCUAAGGAACAGCUUGUCCCUUGCUAGUAGGGUCUCCAAUAUUAGUUACAGUGAUCUACCAAAGUUAGAGCAGGAUUGCACACAAUAUUUUAAUCUAACAUCAUUAUUUCACUCUGCAAAUCUCAGUGUUUGGGCAAUGGGCUACUGUGUGCCAUUUCAUACUAAACAGCUUUUUGAAGAUCUUGGUGUGGGUUUAGGAAUUAAUUCAAUGCAGGGAAGAGAGUCUAAACACCAGCAACUUGCUUCGUUUGCUAGUUUUUCCCUUGUAAAACACAGAUGGGCUAAAGUGUUUAGACAUGAGCACAUGUCCAACAUUUGGAUAAGGCAACAGAAUCCAUUUCAUGAUACCUCUAAGAAAUGUAAAGACACAUAUGUGCCAAAGCGGUGCAGCACUGCAGGAUAUUGUUCAUGUGGUAUGCCUUUAAGCACUGCAAGUGCAUGCAUGUACUGCUCAUGUGAAAUUUCAAAAGAAAUUAUUGCUUGUGGUUCAGCAGGGAAACUAACAGUAAAGAUGAAACAAAUUCUUGCUGAAGCUCAAAAAUGAAAAGUUUCUGUGAAGCUUGGCUGGAUAACAUCAGAUUAAGGGUGUUCAAAGGUGGUGGCUAGACAAUUAAAUAUUGAGAUAGUAAGAUGUUUUUCUGAGGAGAGUUCAUUUAUAACAAAAGCUGUAAUGUUUUGGUGUUUAAGGUUAUAAUGUUCUUGUUAGUUCAUUAAAAUUACAUUCCACAUGGACCAUAAGUGCUAUUAUUUUGUGUUAUACAUGUACAUACCCCUAAAAGAAAAGUUACAUCUACUCUUGAUCACAAAAUACACAAAUUGGCCAUUGCAGUAGACCCCUUCGAUAUAUUAAAUUCAGCUUGGCAGUGAGGCUUAAAGGACACAAAGGGAAU